Molecule: messenger RNA, 1371 nt
Organism: Gracilinanus agilis (Agile Gracile Mouse Opossum)
Lineage: Eukaryota; Metazoa; Chordata; Mammalia; Didelphimorphia; Didelphidae
Gene: UST
Product: uronyl 2-sulfotransferase
Exons: 8
Coding region: 1-1224 (407 amino acids)
Cellular component (GO): membrane
Molecular function (GO): sulfotransferase activity
Source: RefSeq, a predicted model, not a curated record
AUGAAGAAAAAGCAGCAGCAGCACCAUCACAGCAGCACCGACCCCUGGACCCAUGUGGCCCCCCUGGGGGGAGCCCCUGCGGGGCCGGGCAGCUGGAAACGCCCCGGCUCCCUGCUGCCUUUCCUGCGCUUCUCCCUCCGGGAUUACGGCUUCUGCAUGGCCACCCUUUUGGUCUUCUGCCUGGGCUCCCUCUUCUAUCAGCUCAACGGGGGACCCCCUCGCUUCCUGCUCGACCUGCGGCAGUACUUGGGUAAUUCCACUUAUUUGGAUGACCAUGGGCCAUUCCCUAGCAAGGUUCUUCCUUUCCCAAGCCAAGUGGUAUAUAAUAGAGUUGGAAAGUGUGGGAGUCGUACUGUAGUCUUACUUUUAAGGAUCUUGUCAGAGAAACAUGGAUUCAACUUGGUUACAUCAGACAUUCAUAACAAAACGAGACUGACCAAAAAUGAACAAAUGGAAUUGAUUAAAAAUAUAAGUACUGCAGAACAGCCCUAUUUAUUCACUCGGCAUGUUCAUUUUCUCAACUUCUCUAGAUUUGGAGGAGACCAACCUGUAUACAUCAACAUUAUCAGAGAUCCUGUCAACAGAUUUUUAUCAAACUACUUUUUCCGUCGAUUUGGUGACUGGAGAGGGGAACAGAACCAUAUGAUUCGCACACCAAGCAUGAGGCAGGAAGAGCGAUAUCUAGAUAUUAAUGAGUGCAUUCUUGAAAACUAUCCUGAAUGUUCCAACCCAAGAUUAUUUUAUAUCAUACCAUAUUUCUGUGGACAACAUCCAAGAUGCAGGGAGCCUGGUGAAUGGGCCCUUGAAAGAGCAAAGCUGAAUGUGAAUGAACAUUUCCUGCUUGUGGGAAUCCUCGAAGAGCUGGAAGAUGUACUGCUUUUACUGGAAAGAUUUUUACCUCAUUACUUUAAGGAUGUGCUCAGUAUCUACAAAAACCCAGAACAUAGGAAACUUGGAAACAUGACUGUGACAGUAAAAAAGACCGUCCCUUCUCCUGAAGCCAUUCAAAUUCUCUACCAACGUAUGAGAUAUGAGUAUGAAUUCUACUACUUUGUCAAAGAGCAAUUCCACUUGCUCAAGCGCAAAUUUGGACUCAAGUCUCAUGUCAGCAAGCCCCCUCUGAGGCCACAGUUCUUUAUUCCUACUCCACUGGAAACUGAGGAACCAAUAGAUGAUGAGGAGCAAGAUGAUGAAAAAUGGUUGGAGGACAUCUACAAGAGGUGAUGCAAGCACCAUGCUGACCUCUGAUGGACUCAUACUUCUUUCUUGAGAGCGUUUUUGUUUGUUUCAAAAAGAAUCCUUAAGGGACUAAAUUAAUGCACAGUUGCAUUAAAAAGAACAAAACAUUCCCACAUGAUGGGGUGAAUGGGA